GCUGAUCCUUCCACAGUGGGACCAGUGCUUCCAGUACUUCCAGCACUUCCUCCAGCAACAGGUCCUGCACUGCCGGUGCUGCUACUGCUGCUGCUGGGAGAUGUUUUAGGAGCCCCAGUGUUAUUGUUUGAUGGAGGCGGAAGAGCUUCUCCUUCAAUUCCAUCUACAUCAUCUUCACUUUCAUCAAGACUUUGUACACGAUCUGAUACUAUCCCUGAUGUUGUGUUGGAUGAUGUAUUGCUGAUAACUGAAAUACGUUGAUCGCUGUGAUGUCCUUUGUAAUUGGCACUUAACUUUGGAAAAUCACUUGGUCCCAGGCUUCGUGAGUACAUGUACGAAUCACGAUACCUCUUUUUUUCUGUGAAAAGUACAAUGAUUUUCUGAUGUGAAUAUUAUUACAAGCAACUGAAAAAAUAUUUUACUUCUUUCUUAAUUAACCAGUC
This is a messenger RNA of Gryllus bimaculatus (two-spotted cricket), 443 nucleotides long. The record is from the annotation of a GenBank genome assembly. Lineage: Eukaryota; Metazoa; Arthropoda; Insecta; Orthoptera; Gryllidae.